Molecule: messenger RNA, 1156 nt
Organism: Meleagris gallopavo (turkey)
Lineage: Eukaryota; Metazoa; Chordata; Aves; Galliformes; Phasianidae
Source: RefSeq, a predicted model, not a curated record
GGUAAGUGGCGCGGGGAGAGCCGCGCCGGAGCAUUGCCCUCGUCUGUGUCUGAACGCCGGGUGUGUGGCCUGUGUGCUUUUCUGCACACACGCCUCUGUAAGUUCACUGCGACCUAUAGCCAAGAGAUCGAAUUAGCCUGCCAGAAAGAGAAAGAGUUUGUGAAGCACUCUGUAGAAUGCACAUGGAAUCUUGCAGAAGCCCAGCAAAAACUUGGUAGCUUAGCACUGCAUAAUGCAGAAUCCUUCGAUCAAGAACAUGCUCAAGCAAAGACUGAAGUUGCAGAGUUGAGAUGGAGAGAGGAGGAGUGGCGAAGAAAAGAAGAAGCACUAAACCAAGGGGAAAGACAGGACUUAUGGAACACAGAUCUUGUUAGUAAGGAGGUAUUUAAUAAGAGUUUUAUUAAUCGAAAAAGAAAAGAAACAGAAGAUGAAGAUGCAGCUGAAUCAUUUAUGAAAAAACAUGAACAAAAGAUUAGACACUUCGGUGGCAACUGGGGGAGUGAUGCCCCUCCUACUGUACAUGAAGAUCAAUUUCAUGACCAACUGAGAAACCUGAACAUCCAUAACUACAUGGGUCUUGGUAUGAUGAGAAGAUGGGAUGAUAGUCAAAGAUUUCUGUCUGACCACCCAUAUCUUGUAAGUGAAGAAACAUCUAAAUAUCUCAUGUUAUGGUGCUUUCAUCUAGAAGCUGAACAGAAAAGAGCUCUGAUGGAACAAGUAGCACACCAAGCAGUAGUAAUGCAGUUUAUUAUAGAAAUUGCCAAAAACUGCAAUGUGGAUCCAAGAGGCUGUUUUCGUCUCUUUUUCCAAAAAGCCAAAACAGGAGAAGGUUAUUUUGAGGCAUUUAAAAAUGAACUUGAGGCAUUCAAGACAAGAGUGAGAAUCUGGUCACAAUCAGAUAGCUUUCAGGCUAUCUUACUAUAUAAUCCCACUAUCAAUCCUAGUCUUGUAGAACAGCUGACGUCUUUGUCACAGAACACAGGUGAUCUACAAGGUUCCAUAAAUACAAAUGUCUGCAGUUUAAACUCUGUGAUACAAAGAGAUGAAGAAGAAUCCAAAAUGAUGGACACAGUAUAGCAUUGUUAAGACUGAGGCCAAGUACCUUUUUUUUUUUUUCUUAACAAAGGAAAGAACAUGGCUAUUUUCUUGACACUUA